AUGGCAUGCAAAAGAUAUAGGCUUGCAGGGUUCAUGUGCCUCCUGCUACUGUUACCUGCUCAGGUCACAGCGCUGGACUGUAACUUUCUAAAACUCCAACAACAAAGAUUUAACUCGGAUAGUCUGGAACUGCUGAAAGGGAUGAGAAUGAAGCAUUCCCCAGAAUGCCUGGAAAACAUGACAGCAUUCGAUUUCCCGAAAAAAAUCGUGGAAAUACAUCAACCAUGGCUUGCCACGAAAGCAGUCCACGAAAUACUCCAUGGAUUCUUUGGCAUUUUAAGCAGUGAUCUUCUGCAGACAAGCUGGGCGGCCGCACACAGAGAGAGGUUCCUCAACAUGCUCUACGCCCAAACUGAAAGUAUUGAGAGAUGCCUUGCAGAAGCAAAAAGGACACGGAGAAGGAAGGACGAAUGGAAAAACAAGCUGAGAUUGAGGAAAUAUUUCCAAAGGAUCAGAAGUUUCCUCAAAGAGAAGGAACACAGUAGGUGCAGUUGGGAGAGUGUAAAACGGGAACUCUGGACCAGUUUCGUCUACAUCAACAUCCUGACGAAGAGAAUGGCCAGAUAG
Messenger RNA from Elgaria multicarinata webbii, 567 nucleotides. RefSeq names its product interferon-like. Gene Ontology annotation, cellular component: extracellular region. Gene Ontology annotation, biological process: defense response. Gene Ontology annotation, molecular function: cytokine receptor binding. The record is from RefSeq and is a predicted model, not a curated record. NCBI's taxonomy places the organism in Eukaryota, Metazoa, Chordata, Lepidosauria, Squamata, Anguidae. The transcript is spliced from 2 exons. The coding region runs from base 1 to 567 and encodes 188 amino acids.